Bipolaris maydis ATCC 48331 is the source of this 324-nucleotide messenger RNA. The record is from RefSeq and is a predicted model, not a curated record. Lineage: Eukaryota; Fungi; Ascomycota; Dothideomycetes; Pleosporales; Pleosporaceae.
GUAAUCAGUCACGUCAACACUACAAAAAUGACCAAGUCAACCCCACAAAAUCUCAUGCGCACGUUCAAAGAUAGAAGCGACGGUAUCUGUCGCAAAGCCGCAAAGCUCCAUGCGAUCGAUAGCAGUAUCCGAAUAUCUGUUAUUAUCGAGAAACCCGGCCAGCGACCAGUUGUAUUUUCAUCGGAGGAACAAGGAUUUCAAUGGCCAAGUUGGAUGGAAGAAUAUGUGUAUGCCGAAGCACCGAUUGUGAAACGACCGUCCCAUUUUGUAUCUUUGAACGAGGGCAUUUCAAGAGGACGGGUGAAGGUAGCCAAACAAUCUUCU